Messenger RNA from Australozyma saopauloensis, 1116 nucleotides. RefSeq lists its product as uncharacterized. NCBI's taxonomy places the organism in Eukaryota, Fungi, Ascomycota, Pichiomycetes, Serinales, Metschnikowiaceae. Gene Ontology annotation, biological process: regulation of transcription by RNA polymerase II. The record is from RefSeq and is a predicted model, not a curated record. The coding region runs from base 1 to 1116 and encodes 371 amino acids. The transcript has a single exon. Gene Ontology annotation, cellular component: nucleus.
AUGCCCACCAAGGUCAGUCGUCCCAAGAGAUACCACUGCUCCUACCCAGAUUGUGAAAAAAGUUACAACAGACCGAUUCUUCUACGACAGCAUGAAAACUCCCACACAAACGAGCGCCCCUUCAAGUGCACGGAGCCGGGGUGCGAUAAGGCCUUCUUCAAGAAGUCGAAUCUAGAUGACCAUUCAUACAGCCAUAAGCCCAUGAGCGAAAGACCUUUUGCAUGCAGUGUUUGUCCCAAGAAGUUCAUCAGUCUGGACAGGCUACGUAAUCACGAGCUUAUUCACACAGAUCGCUUCAAGUGUACUCGAGACGGCUGCGAUCGAGCUUUUGCCAGUCGCCACGGACUAAAGCACCACAUAAACGUAUUUCAUGAUCGUGUUCUUACAUGCGACUUGUGCAAUCGCAACUUUGGUCUGCCACGGCUUGUUCAACAGCAUCGCUUGAAGGUCCAUAGCGAGGCCUCUGCUUAUCCGUGUUCAGUCAAUGGAUGCUACUCCAUCUUCGCUAACGAAGCUAAACUCGUUGCACAUGUUCAAGAAAAGCAUCCAAAAAGCGAGUGCCCGGUCUGCAAGGAAAUAUUCGUGGGACCCGAAUCUCUUGCUAUUCAUAUGUCUGUUCACAACGAAGAUGCUACUCUUUUAUCUCAGUGUGGCAUAUGUGGCGAUAAGUUCGUGAACAAGGCCGAUUUGACCAACCACUCACGAAACGUUCAUGGCUCUGAACUGGCUGACUCUGUAUCUGGAAGUGCACUCGACUUGUACUUGGCUAAGUCUGAAAACCCGUCUCUACACGGUUUUACGAGAGGUGGCGAUCAGAGAGUGCAAGUUAUUGCCGAUGAAUCUUCUCGUCCAAAAACAAGGGGAAGAAAAAAAAUCAUUAAAUCCCUUCCUGCCCCAAAAUCUGGUUCAUCAGUCAUUAGUAUUGUGACUCAAGCCACCCGAAAAGACGUUCACGUUUGCCCUUUCGAAAAUUGUCAUAAAACAUAUGUAAGGCGAUUUUUUUACGACAGACAUCUUCAAAUACAUCAUGGACUUAUUGACAAUCCCGAAAAGAUGAACAAUAGUGAUGUGACCACCACAAACGAUACAUUUCAAGACUUAUACAGUAGUGUAUAA